GCGGUGUCACGUGUUUUUUUUACAGGAAGCUGCGAUUGUGUUUACCUCUGUGUCAUCCAAACACUGCGACACCGAGCAUCCUUUAUCUAUGGUGGAGCUCCACACGAUUUCGCAAUGUGAAUUCAGUCACUGCUCGAUAUUUGUGCCGAUAAUGUCCUCCCGUAUGACCGUCUGAGCAUCACCAUGGCAUCUUCAAGUUACCCUUGCAUCCACGACAGCGCCACAGAGAAGGACAAGCUUCUCUCCUCUGUGGCCAGCUAUGGAUCCCGGGACCUUGUCGGGAGUGGGGGCCCCCGUCCCACUGAUCUGGUGGGCUCUGAGCACGGCCAACAGCAGGACGAAGAAGAGGAGGAGGCCCUGAGGAGGAAACUCAAGUACUUCUUCAUGAGCCCUUGUGACAAGUAUCACGCCAAGGGGCGCAAGCCUUUCAAGCUGGGUCUGCAGCUGCUCAAAAUCAUCAUUGUUACAGUGCAGUUGGUGCUGUUUGGACUGAGCAACCAGAUGGUGGUGACAUUUAAAGAGGAAAACACAGCAGCGUUCAAACACCUUUUCCUGAAGGGUUAUCAGGACAAUAUUCCUCAGGCCGUCCACACACAGAAGGAGCUUUACAACCACAUCAACUUCGCCAUAGAGCAGUACAUGGCUCUGCCUCAGAUCUCACUGGGACAGUAUGCAUACGUGUUGGGCGUCGGUGUGAACGGCAGCGCUCUCUCCCUUUGCCAGAGGUACUACAGGAAAGGCACCAUCGACCCCAUCAACGACACGUUUGACAUUGAUCCCCAUGUUGACACCGAUUGCAUCGGACUGAAUCCACCGACUCUCGAGUCUGCUUCAGGAAACAGUGACUACAAGAAUUUCCCUCUCAAAUUUUACAAGCUGGUCAAUGUAACAGUUGAUUUCCAGCUGAAGGCUAUCAACAUUCAGACCGUUAUAAACAAUGAAAUCCCUGACUGCUACACCUUUGCUAUCACGAUUGUCAUGGAUAACAAGGCGCACAGUGGAAAAAUUAAGAUCACUCUACAGAACCAGGCCUCCAUAAAGGAGUGUAAAGACCCCAACGUGUCUGGACAUGCCGAGAGCUACGCUCGGGAGUUCUUUGAUGUGGUGGUGGCAGUCGUUUGUCUGCUGUCCUUGCUUCUGUGUGGGCGCUCCAUCCUCAGAGGUAUCCUGCUGCAACAUGAGUAUGUGCAGUUUUUCAAAAACAGACUUGACCGCAGUGUCAGCUGGGGAGACAGAAUGGAGUUCAUUAAUGGCUGGUAUAUUCUGCUCAUUGUCAGUGACAUGUUCACCAUCAUCGGCAGCUUCAUCAAAAUUGGGAUAGAAUCCAAGAAUUUGUCAUCAUAUGACGUGUGCGGGAUCCUGCUGGGAACCUCCACUCUGCUGGUGUGGGUGGGAGUCAUCCGCUACCUUAGCUUCUUUCAGAAAUACAAUAUCCUGAUUGUGACACUAAGAGCUGCUUUUCCUAAUGUCAUCCGCUUCUGCUGCUGUGCGGCAGCCAUUUAUUUGGGAUAUUGCUUCUGUGGAUGGAUUGUGCUGGGGCCCUAUCAUGCCAAGUUUCGUUCCCUGUCCACGGUUUCCGAGUGCCUGUUUUCUCUGAUCAAUGGAGAUGACAUGUUUGUAACAUUUGCUGAGAUGGAGCAUAGCGGCGCACUCGUGUGGAUCUUCAGCCAGGUCUACCUUUACACCUUCAUCUCCCUCUUCAUCUACAUGGUGCUGUCCCUCUUCAUCGCACUCAUCACCGGAGCCUACGACACCAUUAUGGCUCAAACACAGGAGCAGGUCCGCGUCACAGACCUGAGCACGUUCAUCGCAGAAUGCAAGGACACACCCAGCUCGGGCAAAUUCCGUGGUCCUGAAGGGUCGUCAUGCUCCUUCCUUUGCUGCUGUGACUGAUACCCAGCACAGCAGGGACGAUGAUGCCUUGAGAGUGAACUGACUGACCUUGGACCACUUUGUCCUCUGUUACCCAUUUUUGAAUUUUGCAUUUCAAUCUGUGCUGGAACAGUAGAACGCACUGCACAUUCACUACACCAAUUACCUGCUUUCGGCUUUUGUACUGUAUGAAUAAUUUAUUGUCUUCUUCUGAAAUGUGCGUUUAUGAGGUUUUUGAUGACUGGACGCAUAAUACCGGUAAACACAUUCAUUGCUGUAGACUGGACACAGGGUCCACCAACUGUUAAGUACAAUGAAUGCAAAUGUUCACUUGAAUGCUUCACUGUGUUACAGGUUUUUAUCAUCAUUUUACUGUCCAUAUGGCUACCUAGGUGACAGGAGUUUUGUGCCUCUUCAUUAUGUAAAUAUAUGUAUGUCCACUGAAUCUUCAUAGCAGAGGUAAAACAGGCACAAGAGUCAGCCAGGCAAGCUGAAAAAAGAACGACCAUUAACUGCCGUAUGUAUGCAUUAGCUCCUUCAACAUUCUCAGUCAAGGCGGCUCCACCAUUCCCCUUUCGCUCCUCGUCCCUUUGUUCACGUCCUCCUUUGGCUGGAAGGAGAUGACGGCUGCAAGAGGAAGGAUGAGCCCUGCAGCCAACCAGUUAGUCAUCAAUAUGUAUGAACUGUUUCUGCUGUAAGGAGCCAGGUGACUGUGCACGCUAAUGCACUGCGAGACAGAGUCUUUUUUUUUAAUGUUUGGUUUGAAGUGCUCCGUGCAAGGCAGCAAAUAUUCCUGCUGACAAACAAGUGAUGUUCAAAGGAGGGUGUGUCAAAAUAGACAGUUUUAUCUAGACUAUGAAGCCAGAGUUGUGUGUUUAUUUUAUAUGAAGUGUCAGACUCUGUCAGUAUACUGACAUUGAAGCCAUGUGUGAAAAGGUAAUAGCUCAUUUAUUUUAUCUGUGAAUGAGCUACGACAUCUCUACAAACCAGCAGUUCUUCGUUUACCAUUUUAAAGGGAAUGACUGGGUAGAAUGUCACACAUAUUAGAGAAACUUGAGAAAUGGUAAUGUCAUUCUGCAUGAAGGCGCAUGAAGGGCACUGUUCAAUGGACAAAAUUUGUCUCAGGAUUGAUGGUAACAAAGGGAUUUUAGAGGCUGGACAGAUAUUUGCCACUUUCACUUUUUUAAAAUUUUUUAUUGCUCACUGACAUGUUUAUUUUAAUGCAUUAAUAUUGUUUUAAAUCAAAACUGUGGGAACAUAUGUUUUCUCUUCAUGAAUGUUUACUUACACUUAUUUGCACUUAAUCAAGAAUGAUUUACAGUGUCACUUGAUUUAAAUGUCUCUCAUGGGAACCAUAUAGCACAAUAGAACAAAGCACUGUUUACAAUGCAUCUGUUACUGUUCUCCUGACACUCAUGGGAAGAUUAUUUAUUGCCACUUGGAUUUAAUUUUAACAGUGUUAUUGUUCACUACGGUUGUUUACUUAUAUUUUGUAUGCUGUUUUAAUUAUUUGACCUCUUUUUGAGUAGAAGCAAGGGAGAGCUAAAAGGGAGUUUGUCAGUUACUGUAUAGAAGGAAGUUGUACAGGUUUUUACUCUGAUUUGUAUUGAAUCUUUUCUGUGAAGCUGCUGCCUUGUACACGUCAGCAAAAUAAAUUGGAUUGAUGACAAAG
Molecule: messenger RNA, 3544 nt
Organism: Thunnus maccoyii (southern bluefin tuna)
Lineage: Eukaryota; Metazoa; Chordata; Actinopteri; Scombriformes; Scombridae
Gene: mcoln1b
Product: mucolipin TRP cation channel 1b
Exons: 14
Coding region: 184-1893 (569 amino acids)
Cellular component (GO): plasma membrane; lysosomal membrane
Molecular function (GO): NAADP-sensitive calcium-release channel activity
Source: RefSeq, a predicted model, not a curated record